This is a messenger RNA of Epinephelus fuscoguttatus (brown-marbled grouper), 5938 nucleotides long. RefSeq names its product NLR family CARD domain-containing protein 3-like. Bases 148 to 2487 code for a protein of 779 amino acids. The transcript has 5 exons. Lineage: Eukaryota; Metazoa; Chordata; Actinopteri; Perciformes; Serranidae. The record is from RefSeq and is a predicted model, not a curated record. Gene Ontology annotation, molecular function: protein binding.
AGGAUUCAGAGAGUUCUGAGGUCAGAUUCCCCAGAAUGCUUAGAGAGUCAGAGGGAGGAAGAGGAGGUGUUGCACGGUGAGGAAGAAGAGCAGAAGAGGAGCAGCAGAGAGGCGUUUCUGAAGAUCACACAACACUUCCUGAGGAGAAUGAAGCAGGUGGAGCUGGCUGACUCUCUGCAGAGCAGGACAUCUGCUGCAGUGAGCUGUAAACUUAAAGCUAACCUGAAGAAGAAGUUCACGUGUGUGUUUGAGGGGAUUGCUAAAGCAGGAAACCCAACCCCUCUGAGUCAGAUCUUCACAGAGCUCUACAUCACAGAGGGAGGGGCUGCAGAGGUUAAUGGUGAACAUGAGGUCAGACAGAUUGAAACAGCAUCCAGGAAACCAGACAGACCAGAAACAACAAUCAGACAAGAAGACAUCUUUAAAACCGGACCUGGAAGAGAUGAACCAAUCAGAACAGUGAUGACUAAGGGAGUGGCUGGCAUUGGGAAAACAGUCUUAACACAGAAGUUCACUUUGGACUGGGCUGAAGACAAAGCCAAUCAAGACAUACAGUUCACAUUUCCAUUCACUUUCAGAGAGCUGAAUGUGCUGAAAGAGAAAAAGUACAGCUUGGUGGAACUUGUUCAUGACUUCUUUACUGAAGUCAGAGAAGCAGGAAUCUGCAAGUUUGAAGAGCUCCAGGUUUUGUUCAUCUUUGAUGGUCUGGAUGAGUGUCGACUUCCUCUGGACUUCCAAAACAAUAAGAUCUUGACAGAUGUCGAACAGUCCACCUCAGUGGAUGUGCUGCUGACAAACCUCAUCAAAGGGAAUCUGCUUCCCUCUGCCUGCCUCUGGAUAACCACAAGACCUGCAGCAGCCAAUCAGAUCCCUCCUGAGUGUGUUGACAUGGUGACAGAGGUCAGAGGAUUCACUGACCCACAGAAGGAGGAGUACUUCAGGAAGAGAUUCAGAGAUGAGGAGCAGGCCAGCAGAAUCAUCUCCCACAUCAAGACAUCACGAAGCCUCCACAUCAUGUGCCACAUCCCAGUCUUCUGCUGGAUCACUGCUACAGUUCUGGAGGAUGUGAUGACAACUACAGAGGGAGGAGAGCUGCCCAAGACCCUGACUGAGAUGUACAUCCACUUCCUGGUGGUUCAGUCCAAAGUGAAGAACAUCAAGUAUGAUGGAGGAGCAGAGACAGAUCCACACUGGAGUCCAGAGAGCAGGAAGAUGAUUGGGUCUCUGGGAAAACUGGCUUAUGAACAGCUGCAGAAAGGCAACCUGAUCUUCUAUGAAUCCGACCUGACAGAGUGUGGCAUCAAUAUCAGAGCAGCCUCGGUGUACUCAGGAGUGUUCACACAAAUCUUCAGAGAAGAGAGAGGACUGUACCAGGACAAGGUGUUCUGCUUCGUCCAUCUGAGCGUUCAGGAGUUUCUGGCCGCUCUUCAUGUCCACCUGACAUUCAUCAGCUCUGGUGUCAAUCUGCUGUCAGAAGAACAAUCAACCUCCCAGUGGCCUAAAGCCUUCAGAGACAAACCCAAACUGAAACAUCUCUAUCAGAGUGCUGUGGAAAAGGCCUUACAAAGUCCAAAUGGACACCUGGACUUGCUUCUCCGCUUCCUCCUGGGUCUCUCACUGCAGACCAAUCAGACUCUCCUACGAGAUCUGCUGACACAGACAGAAAGUAGCUCCCAGACCAACCAACAAACAGCUGAGUACAUCAAGAGUAAGAUCAGUGACAGUACCUCUCCAGAGAAAAUUAUCAACCUGUUCCACUGUCUGAAUGAGCUGAACGACCGUUCUCUAGUGGAGGAGAUCCAACAGUACCUGAGUUCAGGAGAUCUCUUCACAGAUGAACUUUCUCCUGCUCAGUGGUCAGCUCUGGUCUUCAUCUUACUGUCAUCAGAAAAAGAUCUGGACAUAUUUGACCUGAAGAAAUACUCCGCCACAGAGGAGACUCUUCUGUGGCUACUGCCAGUGGUCAAAGUCUCCAACAAAGCUCUCCUGAACUUGUGUAACCUCUCAGAUAGAAGCUGUGAAGCUCUGUCCUCAGCCCUCAGCUCACAGCUCUGUAGUCUGAAAGAGAUGGACCUGAGUAACAACAACCUGUGGGAUUCAGGAGUGGAGCUGCUUUCUGUCGGACUGGGGAGUCCACACUGUAGACUGGAAACUCUCAGACUGUCAGGCUGUCUGAUCACGGCAGACGGCUGUGUUUCCCUGGCCUCAGCUCUGAGCUCCAAUCCCUCCCAUCUGAGAGAACUGGACCUGAGCUACAAUCAUCCAGGAGACUCAGGAGUGAAGCUGCUGUCCGCUGCAGUGGACGAUCCACGCUAUAGACUGAACACUCUCAGCAGACGGGUCAUUACGGAUUGCUCUAUUCUGUGCUUCACUGAAACCUGGUUCAACGCUGGCAUCCCCGACAACAGGACGGCUUCACCCUCCACCGCACAGACCGUACUGAGGCGUCACAGAAGACCAAAGGUGGGGGAGUAUGCUUCUAUGUGAACCAGCGGUGGUGCACAGACACAACAGUGAUCUCACGGACCUGCUCUACAGUCCUUGAGACAUUAUCCAUAAAGUGCAGGCUGUUUUACCUGCCAAGAGACUUCACUUCCACCAUACUGAUCGCUGUUUACAUACCUCCUCAAGCCACAGAACCCUCUCAUCACGUAUCAGUUUCAGUUUAUUUAGAGUGUAAAAUCACCAUGGUAGAAACAUGAUCUGUCAGGUAUUUUUACCUGGAUUCUGUGGUGUUGGUUCUAGGAAACUUUAACCAUGUCAAUCUGAAGAGAUCCCUGCCCAGGUUUAAACAACAGAUCCAAGUGCCCACCAGGUAUAAUAAGAUCCUGGAUCAAUGUUACUGUGUCAUUGCUAAUGCCUAUCAUGCAGUGGCUUGGGCUCUGCUAGGGAAGUCAGACCAUAACACCAUCCUUCUAACCCCUAAAACUAAAAGCUGUUAAACCAACAACUACAGUGGUAAAACAAUGGCCUACUUCAGCAACUGAUGCACUGAAGGACUGUUUUGAUAAUACAGACUGGUCUCUUUUUAUAGAAUCAUGUCAUGAUCUACCAGGGCUGGACUGGGACAAAAAAUCAGCCCGGGCAUUUUGAGCCUAGUCCGGCCCACCAGGUAUUGAUAGAAAGACAAUGAAGCCUAUGAAUGAAAACACACAAAACUUUCUUGUGACACCGCUUGUACACUGUCUUGUUGGUGUAUAUGUACUUGUCUAAUAAAUUUAAACCUACACCAUCCUCCCAGUCCCAUUAUUCUAUACAGUACUUACUUAGAGGAACCCAAAAGGCUGCUUGGUCUAGUGAACCUCCUGAACAAUGAACGUAUGAUGGGAUCCUGAAAAUUGGACAGUGAAGAAUAGAGGUGAGACAUGAUCAUUGAUGAAUAUUAAAAUUAAUAAAUGACAGAUUUAGUAAUAUUUUCAUAGACUAUGUACUCAGCACAUCAAUAAACAGCACAGCAACACAUAAUACUUCCUCAAACAUGGCAACCUUUAAAAAGUGAAGGGAUAUUUCAAAUUGAAUGGAAACAUGCCCACAAUAAAAACAAAAUACAGGUAAUUAUUGUCCACAAGAGUUUGCUGUUACAUGUCAGUAAAAAAACACAAUAAGAUAAAAACACAACAUAUCUAGAAUAAAGAGGAUAUUUAUGUAUAAAAGACAAAUACAUUUAAGUAGUUACUUUUAACUCCAAGCCACUUUUAUGUUAAUGAGCAGCAUCACAUCUCCUGGCAAAUCCUAAUUUGAUUCAAUCUAAAUUAUAUUUGCAAGUGGGUUUAUGAUGAAUACUAGCCUAAUCAUUUGGUUUUACAUGAACAUUUUUGCUCUGUUGAGCUUCAGCUGUUUCAGAGUAAAGAAUUCCUGCAUAGUGCACUUAUAUCAAUUAAUAGACAUUGAAAUAUUUUACUACCUAACUAAUAAAGACUAUACUUAACUAAAUGAAUAAAAUAAAAAGUUACUGAAGCACUAAGAUCACCAUCACUAGUAUAACAUCAUAGAAACAGCCCAGCAGUAGAGAAACCCCGUCAUGCUGCUCAACAGCCAGCUAAACUGUUAAAUGGCCAACUCAUAACUAUGCUGUGUUAAGAGUUAGCAAGCACAACGAAAAUAAACUAUCAACCAAACUUGAUUCAUAUCUGACAAGGCCCAAGUGGGAGGGGGCAUCGGCCCUCGGCUGUAAUUGGUCCAGCCCAGAAUCAAUCAUGACUAAUGGGCCGAUCUACCAGUUUUGUGUACCAAUAGGUAUCAUGACAUGACUAAAAAAAAAAACGGCCCGGCCCAAAAUUACCAUCGGCCCACCAGGCAAAUGCCCGGUAUGCCCGAUGGCCAGUCCAGCACUGUGAUCUAUCAUCAUUUACUUAGGUGGUCAAUGCCUAUAUAAUGUUUUCUGAAAACAUAUCUGUGCUUACUAAGACUGUGACUGGGUACAGCAAUAACAAGCCAUGGUUUAGCAGAGAGAUAAAAAAAAUCUCUGGAAAAACAAAAGCAAUGCUUAUAAGAGUAAGGACAGAGGUUUAUAUAAAGUGGCUAAAUAUGAAUUUGGGAAAGCUGUCACUUAGGCUAAAGCUGACUACAGACACAAGUUUGAGAACAAACUUAACAGCAAUGACAGCAGAGGAGUAUGGGAAGGCUUGAGGCAGAUUACCAAUUACACAAGCACAGCACCAGGGGUCAGUGAUGAUCCUGAGCACCCUGACAGUCUAAAUGAGUUUUACUGUCACUUUGAUAAUAGUUAUGCCCCUUUAUGCAGCCCAGGUGUGCAAACCCUGUCAGCUCCCCUUUUGUCAUCGAAGAAGAUGAGGUCAGGCUCCUACUUAAAAAACAAAAUUGCAGGAAAGCUGCAGGCCCUGACCUUGUAUCGUCUGCCACCAUCAAACACUGGGCAGUUAAGUUGGCCCCAGUUCUCACACAUAUUUUUAACUGGUCGUUAAGGGAAUGCAGAGUCCCUGACUGUUGUAAGUCUGCUGUCAUAGUUCCCGUGCCCAAAAACACUAAGAUUAGUCUGAAUGAUUACAGACCGGUAGCCUUAACUCCUGUAAUAAUGAAAAUCUUUGAACACAUUGUAUCUGAACACCUGUCCAGAGUAGUCAGCCUAGAACCCUUCCAGUUUGCAUACAGGGCAAACAGGUCCGUUGAGGAUGCUGUGUCCCUAUGUAUUCACUCCAUCCUACAGCAUCUGGAGGCCCCAGGCAACUAUGCUAAGAUCCUUUUUCUGAUUUUAGCUCUGCUUUUAAUACAAUUUUACCCAGCAAACUUUUUAAGAAACUUCAACAGUUGGACAGACUCCCUUUGUCACUAGGUCUUGGAUCCCCUGCUGCACAGAAAACAAAUUGUUAGGGUCAAUAAUAAGACCUCUAGGGUCAAACACAUUGGCACUGGCGCCCCCCAGGGGUGUGUCUUAUCACCCCUGUUAUAUUCACUCCAUCAGAGGCUCUUUUUCCUCCAUCAGUUGAGGAAAUUUGGGAUGGCAGCGCUCCAUGCCUGCACCAAUACCUUAUGGAAGUAGGAAACUCCCCCACAGCACUUGAAUAAUCUGCCCUCUGUUUUUUUGUCAUUGUAUUUUUAUAUGGUAUUUAUGCUGUAAGUAUGUUGUUGUAAGCUACUGUCAUUACCGUCUGUCCUGCAUCUCUCUCUGUCACUCUCUCUCUCUCUCUGUCUCAUUGUGUCAUACAGGUUACUGUUAAUUUAUCAUGUUGAUCUGUUCUGUACGACAUCUAUUGCACGUCUGUCCAUCCUGGAAGAGGGAUCCCUCCUCAGUUGUUCUUCCUGAGGUUUCUACCGUUUUUUUCCCCUGUUAAAGGGUUUUUUGGGGGAGUUUUUCCUUAUCGGCUGAGAGGGUCCUAAGAACAGAGGGAUGUCAUAUGCUGUAAAGCCCUGUGAGGCAAACUGUGAUUUGUAAUAUUGGGCUUUAUAAAUAAAAUUGAUUGAUUGAUUGAUGCUCUUA